GGCUGCGAAGCGGUGUCGGAACGGCUGCGGCUCGGGCUCCGGGACAGCCUGGCACGGGCGCGGGGAUCCGAGGGGCCGCAGGGAUGUGGUCGACGCCGCUGGCGCUGGCGACCGCCGCAGCAGCACUGCUAGUGGCCCGCUGCCUCGCCUCGGGAAUCGUGUUCGGCUUCAGCACCCGCUGCUACUUGCGCGACUUCAGCCUGGGCUGGUGCGUGGAUACUGAAUUGUGUGUGGCACCGAGCGGCCCUGCCCAUGGCUGUCCUGGCCAGGUCUGUUGUGGCACCCUGGGUCUCGUCUGGUCUCAGCGGGCGCCGGGGAACUCCCCAACGGUCACCCAGCUGCCAGUCAGUCUUCCGCCAAUCCCUCCACCGCCUUUCGCCCCGCCUCUGCCGGCUCCCGCACAGACACCACCGCCUACCGUGCUUUACCACGACUGCGGCAAGCUGCGAGACAUCGGGAACGCUGGCAGUUCUUUUUUCUUGCCGAGCUUCGGCGCUAUCACAGUGGUGCGCGGCCCUCCCGGCCCGCCAGGCCAGCCCGGCGCGCCAGGACUGCCGGGCCCGCCCGCUCCCGGCGCCAACCUUCCACCGGCGGGCGCCCCGCGUGCCGGUCCGUCCGGACCGCCCGGAGAGCCCGGAGUCCCGGGAGCGCCGGGAGCGCCGGGACUGCCCGGUGGCGCCACGUCCGAGCUGGGACCGAAGGGAUAUCCUGGCCCGCCGGGCCCGCCCGGUCCGCCGGGGCCGCCGGGACUGGCGUCGGUGGUGUAUGGUCCGCCGGGGCCGCCCGGUCUGCCUGGGUUUCCCGGACCGCCCGGACGGCGGGGACCAGCCUCGCUGCUGUCGGGCCCGCCCGGUUCACCAGGACUGCCGGGCCCUCCUGGCCCGCCGGGCCCUCCCGGAAGGCCCGCACCGCCGGGCCACAAGGGCGAGCUCAUCUUCCUGCCGGGACCUCCCGGACCGCCGGGACCGCCGGGGAUGCCAGGCUUGCCGGGACUCAAAGGAGAGACGCUGCCAGAGGAUGCGCUGCCAGCGAGACCCGGCCAGAAAGCUGAACGAUCGGAUGUUUCUCGGCCUGCACACUCAACGGAGGGCGGGGCCGCUGCCCUGCCUCCUCCGCCUCGUCCGGCGCCGCCGCCCGGCCCUCCGCGGCUGUCCCCAGGGCAGCAUCGGCACCGGCGGGCGGCUGCCGAUCCCGUGGCCUCUCCGCCUCUCCGCGAGCUCCCGGGGCCGGUGGGCGUGCCCGGCUCGCACGGCGCCGUGGGGGACGGGUUCCCCGGAAUCGGUGGAGUGCCCGCCACCAAGGGCACCUGGCCCUGGAUGGUGUCGCUGGGCGAGCGGCACGGCACGUCGGUGGAGUGGUUCUGCGGGGGAACCCUGAUCUCGCCGCUGACCGUACUCACAGCCGCUCACUGUGUGCGUGGCAAGCAGGCGGACCGCCUCACCCUCCGUCUGGCGGAAUAUCGCCGAAGUGCCACUACAUCCCCGGACCGGGACGGCGACUCGGACGCGGCGGGCACGGCGGUGGUGCGGCGUAUCGUGCAGCACCCUCUCUACCACGCCAACCAUCACGACCUGGCGGUGCUGCUGCUGCGCCGGCCGGCGGCGGUCGGCGCCGCCGUGGUGCCCGCCUGCCUGCCGCCACCGCGAGCCGACCACACCAACGCCACGGUCCAUCUGGCCGGCUGGGGCGUGCUCGAGUGGGCCGGCGACCUGCCCGACCAGCUGCAAGACAUCGAGCUGGUCGUGGUCGAGACGGGGCCGUGUGAGGACGCGUACCGCGCUGUGGUCGGCUUCGAAGGCGACUUUCCGGGCGGGUUUCAGGGGACCAAGCUGUGUGCAACCGGGACGGAGGGCACGAAUCGAGACGCGUGUCAAGGGGAUUCGGGCGGCCCGCUGGUCGCCAGGGGAGCGGAUGGACGCUUCUCGGUGGUCGGCGUGGUCUCCGGCGGCAGGGGCUGCGGGAACCCGAAGUUUCCCGGGGUCUACACCAAGGUCUCCGAGUAUAUCGAGUGGAUUCUGGAGAAUAGUGAAUAAAUAGUGAGUGAGGCUUGCGCUGAAAUGGCUUGUCUGUCGUCCGACUCUGAACGAAGCUUCCGGACCUCCUGCUCGUUUUACGGAAAGACCACUAAGUUUUUA
Amphibalanus amphitrite is the source of this 2135-nucleotide messenger RNA. RefSeq names its product collagen alpha-5(IV) chain-like. The coding region runs from base 84 to 2033 and encodes 649 amino acids. Gene Ontology annotation, molecular function: serine-type endopeptidase activity. The record is from RefSeq and is a predicted model, not a curated record. The transcript has a single exon. Lineage: Eukaryota; Metazoa; Arthropoda; Thecostraca; Balanomorpha; Balanidae. Gene Ontology annotation, biological process: proteolysis.